AUGGCAAUAAGCGCUCACGAUACACCAGAGACGUUGUCAGUACCUACUAAUAUCCUACGCAAGGACUGCACGGCUUUGGGGAAGCACACUAAGGUUGACGUUUGUGGAGAUAGAAUACAUGAUAAUGGAAAGAGACGUGUGAAGCAGAGAGCACCAUAUCUCCGUAGCGACAAAAUACAGACGCUGUCGCGAGUAACGGAGAGAAGAUAUUUCCACGGAUCCUCAUAUCCAUUGGCCCUAAGCAUUUACAAAGCCAACUCGGACGAAUUUAAAACACCGAGACGAAAUAAGAAAAUAAAAAAAUCUGUACACACAUUGCCUAAUUAUUCGGGUCCCAUGACACAAGCUUGUACCGUAAGUGACAUGAAUGAAUCCGAAUACUAUAACCGAGAAGACGAAGUUAUUCAAUCCAAACUAAGGAAAAAAGUGUCGCCCAGGAAAUAUCGGAGUCUGCGGAGUAACUAUGAAUAUUAUGACCGAGAUGCUCAACAUUGCUCUGAUCUAGAACGGAGCUCAACCGAAAUUAUAAAAAAUUUUGGUGGUGACGGAAAGCGAUUUGUGAAAUCGUGGGAUUUGCAUUUAAAAUCGAAAAAUGACCAUACAUCUCAAGACAUGUGGUCCGUUCUAAGAAACAUAAACAAAUUCCAAUUUAGGCCGUCGCCACGAAUCUCUGAUGUCAGUUUAGGAGUUUCACCAAAGAAGCGAAGUACUUUCGCAAAAAAGCACACCAAUCUUCCAAAUGGCAGACGUCUUAUAGAGACUUGUCGCACUUCGAAAGUAUCAUAUGUAGCUAAUUUUGAAUUCGAUGAUGGUUCGCCUCGGUUAGGCAUUUCGCCGUCUGUAAGUGGCGAUCGAAUCACAGUUGUUGAACAAAACAGCAUCAAACCGAAGCAUGAUACGUACCAUAACAUGACUAAGGUAGUUACACCAAGGAGCCCGCUUACGAUUCGUAACAGAAAUUCCGUCAGAAACAUUGUUCGUCCAACAAAUAUGACAAAUUUGAAAUCGAUUGCAAUCAGAGAAUACAAUAAAUAUGUACCUUUUAAUAAAUGUCUUCCUGAGGCUAAGAAUAUAAAUACGAAACACAGAUGCAGUAGCACAAGACUAUCAAUUGAUUCAAGUAAUGGUUUGAGGACCAAAGAUAAUAGCAGGGUGAUUGAGCCGUCGGGAAAGUGUACCAUGGACGAUGAACACUUGAUAGAUAAAAAAGAUCAGCUUGGUACAGUUACGGUGUUUACGCAGAAAUCUCGCCAAGUUACAAUUAUGCCGAAAUUGACCAGGGCAGAUAUAAAAAGAAGACUGAAUCACUUAAAAUUUCCGUUGGUAGUUCUGGGUAAAGAUCAAAUUAGUUCUUCCAUGGAAAUUUUCGACUACGACCCACCUCAGUUUGAUGGUUUAGAUAAACAUAUAUGGCCCUUUAUGCUAAAGUGGACUGCAAAGGACGCUGACCCGAUUGACCAAGUUACCAACAAUCUUAGAAAAAUUAGUUUUGAGGUACAUAAGAAACCGAACAAUACUUAUGUGCAAUUGACCGGGAAUAAGAAGAGUGAAAAACGAUUUCCCCAACAAGGAGAACAUACAGCGUGUCCAUUGGUACCAAAGAAAUCUAAGCCUGUGCGCCAUUUCAGAGAUAAAAUGUUAAGGUUUUUGUACAAAAAUCCUUCGCCUUCUAAUACUGAAGAAAAUAAGGAGGCAAAAUGUGCAAAAGUAGAGAAAGUAGACUUUUGCACAGAGCCUGUAAUUGAAACCCUUGCAAAACCGUAUAAACAAAAUAAAAAUCUGGAUACAUUAGAAGAGAAACCAAACGGCAUAUUUAUCCUUUCUGAGCCGAACAAACCGAAGGAGAUUCUUAAUUUAUUAGAAAAACAAACUAAAAAUAUGUUUGUGUCUAACUCGCGUAGGUCCUACCCGGGAAAGGUGGGAGGAUAUAUGAAUGGGUCAAAAAGCGAUCAUUGGAAUUUCAUAGAUAAUAUCAUAAAGAAAGUAAGAAGCGGUGUCUAUUACAGUUAUGAUGAAAACAUUUUGAGCUCUAAAUCUGAUGAAGUCGAUUAUAUUGAAAAUGUGAUGAAUACGUCCUCUGAUAGGAGUGAAUCUAAUGAUGGUGCCAUACAAAGUAAUGAAAAACAUAGCAAGAAUGAUUUGCUUCGACCUUCAGAUGUGCUUACUGUUAGAAAUGAUAGUGGUGCAUUCCACCCUUCAAUAUCCGAGAUUGUUGGCGUUAAGAUCCCUGGAUUUGACGAUGACGUAGAUAUUCUGCGCGAACUAGAAGUCAAUUCGCUAACGUUUAAUAAAAUAGCAAUAAAACAUCGCUUAACAAAUGUGAUAGUACAAUUCGAUGUCACAAUACCUAGCAACACGUGUGAUAUCGUCUUGGAUGUAAAGAAUUCAUUUUCUUUAGUACCACUAACCGUUAUUGAGAAUAAUACGAAAGUUUUUAAGUGCAAUACUAAAAUUGUUAAUGCUAUCUUGCCAGCUGAACUGUGCAACCUGGUGCCAAAGUUGAUGCGUGAUUUCUUAGAUUCGAAAAAGCACCUGACUCUAUUCCCCACUGCUACACCCUCUAACACUACUCAUGUCCAGGAGUGUGCAUGUGCGACAUCUGACCUCGAUUUGUACUCAAUUUGUAAUGUCAAUUCAUGCAAUGUUUUGGAUCUAUAUGACAUACCCAACAGAAUAGCGUGUGAUAUGUCACCCGUAUUAAGAACAGCAUUGGAUGGCAAAUUUGCAAUUAAAAUAUAUUUGCCUUUUGUAUCAACAUACAGUCGUUGUACUCUUCAAAAGUUUGUUAUAAAUCAUACGUCAGGUAUGGUCGAUAUAACAAAUUUAUUACCUGCGCUGUCGUCUCCAAUACCAAUAUUCCUGUGUAUAGUUAAUCCAUUAGAUUUCCUUAUGCCCAAAGUAAACUCCGGAAAACAAUGGAAAUCGUUUAAUUGUAAGACUCUUCAAGUGUAUCAAAAGAAGGUUUAUUCAUUGAAUGACAUAGGUCAUCCAAAUUUAAUGCACACUAUGAGAACCUUUUAUACUUUUAAUCUCACUUUCUAUAUGCCGCCGUAUUUAAAUCCUUUAAUCGUGAGAAGUGAUAUUAUGUUACUGACGUUAAUAGAGGAUAUUGGAGGGACUAUUACUACUACUGUCAGUAAUAUGCACGCGGAAUCGAUUUCAAGUCGGUUCUUAAGUAUGAAAAUUAUUGGAAUAAAGUUGAAAGUUCCUCAGAUUGAAAUUGCACUAAAGAAGAAUGCUUCCCAGACGGGAAUUGUAUCCGAUAACGUCAUAACCGAAGUUUUACCGGUACAAGCAAAACAAAGCAAGGUAGCUUUCUCAUUACAUGAAAGUAACUUAAUAAGCGGAAAACCAAAUGUUAUUUCCGACUUACUUAAUAAAACAACGAAGAAAGAGCUAAAAUAUCGCAAAUACGGAUACAGUAGAAUUUACAAAAAGUGCAAAUCUACAACAAGCUUAUCUGGUGAAAGAUCUUCCACACCUUUGAAUAAAAUAUCUAAUUUAGAUGAUUUUUUCCAAGCUCUCGGUUGUGCAAAGACAAUGUCUUGUAUUUUCGAUGGAAAUAAUGGCCAAAAGAUCAUGACAGCGAUUGAUGAGUUGAAGAGCUGGAUUUCCGACUUAACUCCACGACAAGCUAUGCUGGUUUUGCUACUGAUGAAUAAGAAGGAUACACCAAACCUAAUACGUUUUCGUCCAGUCUUACUACAGGGUAUCGCGGUUAAUAGAAUUACGAGAGCGAUAGAACUUAAUAUGGAGAUUGAAGUUAUUGAGACCGAGAAUGUAGGACUAACGAAAGAGUAUGAAGGAAUUAGCUAUGUACCCGCAUCGAUAGAGAAUCAAGAUUCUCUUUUAGAGGAACUGUGUUGGAUUGCCAAAAAUACUGCAUCAGACUACCAGAAGACUUUCGAUGAAUCAUCGGCAAAACUUUUGAAGUCUCUUAUACAGAAAAGGAAGAAAUUAAAUCCAUCUUACCUUCGUGUAGUAGCGCGCUAUGUCGGGUUGGGCCUCUUGAAAAAGUACAAUUGAAAACACCAGUGCGUUUUUGGGUUGCGGUAUUAUUUGGCCAAACGAGUGAAAUUAUAGUAACAGGUUUAUUUCUACUUGAGAAGAUGUUACCAAGUGUUAAAUAUUA
Molecule: messenger RNA, 4132 nt
Organism: Hyposmocoma kahamanoa
Lineage: Eukaryota; Metazoa; Arthropoda; Insecta; Lepidoptera; Cosmopterigidae
Exons: 7
Coding region: 1-4026 (1341 amino acids)
Source: RefSeq, a predicted model, not a curated record